UGUUUUUUAAUAUUUUCUUUAUUUCAACUCACUUUCUAAAAUUUAAUUUUAAAAUGAAAAUUUAUGUCAGCAGAAAAAUACAGUGAGAACAACAUGGUAUUUUAAGAGGUAACUUAGACUCACAAAAAAAGAGAGAUAACCUAGACUGUGUUGUCACUUUGUGCUAAACAUUAGAACUUGUUAGGUGUUAAGCAUUAGAUGGACUUCGUGUACUUUUCAACUUAAUCGUGAUAAAGAAUCACCACUAAAUGAGUAGUGCUUAAAAUGUUGGUGAAAUCCUGUUGGUAAAAUCAUACAACACCUAAAAUCAUCUUUUGUACAAAUCUCAUACUCUGGAAUGAAAAUUGUAGUUGUUCAUAUGAAAGAAAAAGCUGCUUGAACUGUACGUACCCAAGACCGGAAGUGGAAAUAACUGACCAGAAGAAAUAUAUACCUGUGAGAUGGAGAGUUCUAGGAGUCCCUAGAGAGGUUCAUCUAGACUUCUAGGGUGACAUUACCUCAUUUAGCUUUAAUUCUCACCUCUCCAAUAGUGUUUUGGUCUACAGUGACCAGUGGUUUUGCAGGAUUUCACCAACCUGUGGGAAUGUGAAAAGGUGCCUGGAUGUGGGAAAAGUUGCUUAUCAAAGAUAACCCCUGGACUAGAAACUGGGGCGAGGUGGGGGGGAAUGGCUGUGGUUUUACAUUGUGGACAGGAGAACAGCGGGACAUGCUUGUUAAGAUAAUAGUGGAUUCAUCUCAGGUUCUAGAAACCAUGCGUUCGUAUUUUGAGAAAUUGCCAUGUUAUUUAAUUUGCCUCUUAGUAUUUAGAGGGAUACUUCCCCUAGGCAUGGUGUUCUGUAUACUUAUUGGCUGAUGUGCUUUAGGGUAUAGUAAUUGUUGAUAAGAAUAGAAUCUUUCUUUCCUGAAUAUCUCCAAGUUGCUGAGUUGAUUUAGCUAUUCCUUUCCUUAGAGAUUAUGGACAUAUUUGUUUUCUUAUCUUUUGUCUCUGCAGUAAAGAGUGAUACAAGACUAACCUUAGAGGGACUGAAAGUCUAGUAGGGAAUGAAGAUUUACUCGUGAGCAGUUACGUUUAAUUUUAAGUGAUGAGUUCUGUGAUGCUGAUUAUAGGGGCCUAAUUUUGCAAAUACUGUUUAAAAAUACAAAAGACUCUCAAACACCUAUAGGAGUAAACAGAUGUUAUUUUGUAUGUUUUCUUCAAAUUAAAAAAAAAACCAAAGCAUUACAAAUGAAGUUCCUUCUCUUCGCUUCAGAGUCACAGUCCUUUCCCCAGAGGCAAUCCUUGUGAAUUUAGCGUGUAUCCAAUGUGACACAGUAUUUCUCCUGUGUCGUUUCAGUAGUUAGAAGGCUCAGUCUCCUUCAUGGUAAUCUCUGUUUUUCAUUUUAACUUCCUUUAUCAUUGAGAUGUCUGUCACUUCUGUCCUUUGAUAUUCUCAUUUCUUUUCCUUUUUUAUUUCUUCAUUAUUUUUUGAUUUGGGGAGGCUCCUACUUAGCUUUCAUAGCUAUAGCCAACCAGUGAGAACUUGUCUUUUUGGUAAAUUAGCCAAUCACUUUUUCUUUGGUUCUUUUCAGCUAUUUCUUCAUAGCCAGAGAUAGCUUUCGUUACUUCUAAUUUUGUGUAUAGAAAGUUGUGGAUGAUAGAAGGCACCAGAUACCCAGAGUACAAGUGUUACUGUAUCAGAAUUGCAGCUCUGCAAGUAAGUAUCAAAAUACAAAAUUUAGCAGGCUGCAACCUUUUAAUGACUAAUUUUCCUUUAUGACGUGUAUCAUAAUAACAAAUUCUGUAUAAUCUAGAACUUAAUUUUUAGGUAACAAUUUAUUAAUAAGGCUUUUCUGAUGUGUUUCUUAAGUCUAAAAGGAGAAAUCUAUUGACAGAUUUCGUGAAGUAUGUAUUCCACCACUACCCCUGCCAGUGGCCAAGACUCUGCUUGUGUAAUGAGAGAAGAUAUAGUUGUGGCAAGGGGUGGAAUAGAGCCUUUGGAAUGUAGCUACUUUAGUAUUUCUGUUCUCACAUUUCCAUCACCAUUCUGUUAGCUCUUAAAUAUCAUGCAAGCUUUUUCACCUAAUAACAAAGGUUAUUUCCCUGUCUCAUUCUUUAUAAUUUGUUACAGGGAUUUUUAUAGACAAGUAGGCUGGUAGAUUUAAAAAGUUGUUUUAGCGUUAUUGAUCUUUGAUCAUACUUGGUAAGAACGAACUUGUUCUAGAAAUUUAUUCUACAAUGGGCAUUGCAUUUUUUAAAUGUUGGGGUUGUCUUGGGGCUUCUGGUGGGGGUAACAGUACCUAUUUGUAAUUAUAAACCUGUAGGAUCAUAUGCAAAGAUUAGGAGGGAUAGCCUUUCUGUACCAUAUAGUACCCUUACUUUUGCAUUUUCCGGGGUAAAGGAAAUUUUCUCCUAUUCACUCAGUAUGAUUUUAUAAGUUCUGUUAGAUAGAAGUGACUUGAUAUUACAUUUGGGAGGGAGAAUACCAUAAUUGGUUUUUCCCACUGCCACCUUCGGCUGAGUACAUUUUCUUAUGUAGUAAAUAUAUUCUUGAAAAGUUUGACGUGUAUCAAGUCACAUUAACUGUUUUCAAAGCAUCUGUAAUCAUAAUAUGCUAAGACAUGGUAGUGAGUCCUUUUAUGAAACAAAUUCUGUACUUUGAAGUAUGUAAACAUGCGGUGAAUCAAACUGAGUGUAUUUAUUAACAAUUACAUGGAGUAAUAGAUUUUUUAAAAGAAUAAUCACAAAAGAGUUCUUACAGAUGAGUUUUAAGGCUGAAUUCUAAAGGAACAGCAAAGGUAGGUGGGAGAAGUUAGUAGUUGAUGAGAAACUUCAAGGAGGGUGUAAAAGUAAAUCGGUUCUUCAGUGUAGUAGGCACUAUGCAGCAGUAAUCACCUGCUUUUACCUCUGAACACAAGGGUUUACUGAGGCCGGGCAAGUUUCUCCCUGCCCUAGACUAGAAAUUGGCUAUGGGUCUUUAUAUAGUUUCCUUGUUACUAUAUGGACUCAGUAGCUAAUACGAGAAAUGGUGGUAAGAAGGUGAAGCAUUUCUCUGUGUUUGAUGAUUUGAGGGCACAGGGAAAUGAGAAGCUUUAAGCGUUUGGUUAGAUGCCUGUCUUUCUUGCUCUGCUUUCCUCUCACUGAAGGGGUAUGCAUUUUAUUUCAGGGGGAAUGUGCCUACUCUGUCCUAAGCCAUUGGUGACACUUGGCCCAUAAUAAGUGUACCUGCGGGGAGGGCUUUUCUUUUUCUGGCCCCAUUUAUAAGCCAGGGGUUGCUUCCAUUUGCUCUGUGUGCUGUUGAGUUUUAUUCUCUCUGGUUUCCCUAAGCUAAGCUCUAAGCUAAUUCUAUACAAAAGAAAUAUUAAUUAGUUGUUUUUAUAAGUUGCUUGCCAUUAAUGCCUGAUAAUAUGCAGUAAAAUAAGGAUUCUGCAUACCAUUAUAUAUGUCAAAUAUUACAGACUUUAAGGUUCUUUUAAUUACAAUACUAAACUCAGUUCACUUUUGCUUAGCCUUCACAGUUGUUGAUCACAUAGCAUGGUCAUCCACUCACAGCUUAAAAAAAUACAGGGAGCAUCGGAGAGAAUGGGAGAUACUACUCGCCAACGAAUCAAAUUCAGUGAUGACCGAGUGUGCAAGAGUCACCUUCUCAACUGUUGCCCCCAUGAUGUCCUCUCUGGAACUAGAAUGGAUCUUGGAGAGUGUCUCAAAGUCCAUGACCUGGCUUUAAGAGCAGAUUAUGAAAUUGCAUCCAAAGAACAAGAUUUUUUCUUUGAACUUGAUGCUAUGGAUCAUCUGCAGUCAUUCAUUGCAGAUUGUGAUCGAAGAACAGAAGUGGCCAAGAAAAGAUUAGCAGAGACUCAAGAAGAGAUUAGUGCUGAAGUGGCCGCAAAGGCAGAACGUGUUCAUGAAUUAAAUGAAGAAAUUGGUAAGUUGUUGGCCAAGGUGGAACAACUAGGAGCUGAGGGAAAUGUGGAAGAAUCCCAAAAAGUAAUGGAUGAAGUAGAGAAAGCACGGGCAAAGAAAAGAGAAGCAGAGGAAGUUUAUAGGAAUUCUAUGCCGGCUUCCAGUUUCCAACAACAGAAACUUCGAGUCUGUGAAGUCUGCUCUGCCUAUUUAGGUCUUCAUGAUAAUGAUAGACGACUGGCUGAUCAUUUUGGGGGUAAACUGCACCUGGGAUUUAUUGAAAUAAGAGAGAAACUUGAAGAAUUAAAGAGAGUUGUAGCUGAGAAACAGGAGAAAAGAAAUCAGGAACGCCUGAAACGAAGAGAAGAAAGAGAGAGAGAAGAAAGGGAGAAGCUGAGGAGGUCUCGAUCACAUAGCAAGAAUCCCAAAAGGUCCAGGUCCAGAGAGCAUCGCAGACACCGGUCUCGCUCCAUGUCACGGGAACGGAAGAGGAGAACUCGCUCCAAAUCUCGGGAGAAACGCCAUCGCCACAGAUCCCGCUCUAGCAGCCGAAGCCGCAGCCGUAGCCACCAGCGAAGUGGGCACAGUUCUAGAGACAGGAGCAGAGAGCGAUCCAGGAGGAGAUCCUCAAAAGAAAGAUUCAGAGACCAAGACUUAGCAUCACGUGACAGAGACAGGAAUUCAAGAGACAGAUCACCUCGUGACAGAGACCGAAAAGAUAAGAAGCGGUCCUAUGAGAGCGCUAAUGGCAGAUCAGAAGACAGGAGGAGCUCUGAAGAGCGCGAAGCAGGGGAGAUAUAAUUAGCUGUGUACAUAUCCUCAAUCCUUAAGCUUCCUAUGGAGUUACAUACUAUUGUUUAGUUUACAGCUAUUGGGGGUUACAGUGAGCAGUUCCAGACUCCAAUCCAAGUAGGCUAGAUGCACAGUAUCUAACUCGAUCUGAACUGAACUUGUUUUCCCUGAUGAAGCCUAAAACUACAUCCAUAGUUUCUGGUGAACCUGUAAUGCGAUUCUGAAAGUACAGUUUUAUAUAAUAAGAUGCCGAUAUCUUUAUUCUUUCUAGUAGGAGUGAUAGUGAACGAAUUGUGUUGCUUGCCUUGGGAAUUUUUGAACAUUUGUAAAAUGCUGUCUUCCUUUCUAGUCCACAAACAACAGCUUUCAGAAUUUUUCUUUUUAAUUCUUCUUCCUCUGACUUUUGUAUCCCCUAAUACCUCCACCCUCUAAUUAUAGGAGAAAGGGGGAGCAGGGAAGCAAUAUGACUUCUGUUCUAAGGUUCUGUUCCCAUUAUUAUGAGCUGAUUACAGAGCAUUUAUACUGGAAAGUGUGCUGGAGAAAUUUCAAUACCCGGAGUUUUUGUUUUGUUUUACAGUGCCUAUUUAGAGUUGGAAGUUGAACAGCCUGUUGCAUCACAUACUUUGCUUUUUUAUUGAAAUUUUGAAAUCCAACAUGUCUUGAUUUUUCUGUUCUAUUGAAUUGCUAUGUUCAGGAUGUUUUGAAAAGGGGGGUGGGGCAGGGACUCUUUCAUAAGCACUUGUUUUAUUUUGUGUGUGUGUGUGUGUGUGGAGUAUAAAGGCUACAACCUUAUUGUAAAAAAUAAUAAAAUGAAACAAUCACCACCACCAUCAUUAAACUGUAACUUGUCUAGUAAAUUGUCACUAGAACUAUUUGAUGUGGGCAUUUCUUCUGUUCUAUCAUCAGUGCCUUACUGUGCAAGGCACCAAAGGAAAUAAACACAUACUUGCCAAGA
Molecule: messenger RNA, 5627 nt
Organism: Lynx canadensis (Canada lynx)
Lineage: Eukaryota; Metazoa; Chordata; Mammalia; Carnivora; Felidae
Product: putative RNA-binding protein Luc7-like 2
Exons: 10
Coding region: 3512-4681 (389 amino acids)
Biological process (GO): mRNA splice site recognition
Cellular component (GO): U2-type prespliceosome; U1 snRNP
Molecular function (GO): mRNA binding
Source: RefSeq, a predicted model, not a curated record